AUGCAGAAAGAUAUUUCUUUAUGGAGAACUAAAGCAGAAAACUACUUUGGUCUCCACAAUGAAUAUGUUAAGAAUUCUGUAUGCCAAAAUAUUAAAUCUCCACAAAAGAUUGUCGCUGAUUAUUUACUUCCUUUGUCAUAUUAUGUAGAUGCACUUGGCAACUGCAGAUUAUACUCUUUAGAUGGUGCAUACAAGUACAACGAAAUCGGUUCAUGCAAUCUUAACAUCCGCCCGACUUCAAUUGCAAGUUCAAGAGAUAAUCUUUUAGUUUCAACGACAAAAGGUGUUAUGAUGUAUACAACUAACGCUUCAUUAGCAUCUCGUGCACAGAACAUCGAUGAUUUUAUGCAAAUGGCUCUUCCAGUUCAAGAACAGCCAAAAGAUUUGGGAGAACCUGUCAUUAGGUUCUUCUCAUGCGAUACAAAAGUCGAAGGAUGGGCUAACAAAGAGUUUUCUGUCAUUCCUUAUGACGAAUUCAAAGAUGAUAAAAGCAGAAUUGCCAAAAAGAGUGUUGACAAGUUUUAUGAGCAAUGCAAGAAAGAAACACCAUUUAAAGCCGAACAAACAUUCUUUUUCGAUCAUACAGAUGUUAUGAAACAAAUAAAUUCAAAUAAUCCACCACCGCCACCAAUUACAGGCCCUGUAUCAACGGCAGUUCGCCAAGUAUCAUACACAUGGCGCAAUCUGCAGGCAUUCGUAUCAAUUAUGGGUACAAAUUGGUUUAAUUGGGAUAUAACUCGCCAAAAGCUCAAAAACGGCGGGUAUGGAGGCGGAUUCCAGAUAUCAUCACUCGACAUAUCCCCGAUUUUACGCGAAACCUUUGCGGUUGGCACUUACGGCGGAUAUGUCAAAAUCGUCGAUCUCCGAUCGAAACAAGAUGCUCCAGAGCUCAACAUCACAUCGGACUUCUCACCUGUCUCUGUUGUCAAAUUCUCACCCAUUGUUCAACCAUUACUUGCCACCACUUCGUCAGAUUUCAGUGUCAAACUUUGGGAUCUCCGUAUUGGCUUCGAAAAGCCAUUUCUUGUUCUCGAAGGCCACGACCAUCAAGUCAGCAGCAUACAAUUCUCAAAUCAUCGCGCAGAUUUCUUAUUUACAUCAUCAUACGACGGAUCGAUCGCAAUUUGGAACAUUAACAACCAAUAUCCACCACAUCAUUGUCUUACGAAAGUUACUCCAUCUCCUGGAGCUAAAAUCCUUGAGAUGGUCGCUGGAUAUCAUCGCGCCGACUCAUUUUACUACAGUUGCUCCGAUGGAGUUACAGGAGUUUACGAGCUUCGUCCUAAGCUCUUCCGUCCUGUCAUUCCCCAUCGUCUUACAACAACAGAAGACCAAGAAGCAGAAGAAUUGUCUUAUUUCAGGAGAAACCAAUUAUUACUCUCCAAGAUCCUUCCUAAAAUUAACAGGGUCUUCGAAAAGAAGGAAGACGUAACUCCGAUCUUCCCUCUUCUUGAUUUAGCGAAAUCAGUUCCAUUUGAUCUCGAAAACGUGGGAAUGUCGCAAUCCCCUCUCGCAGAUAUUAUUUCCCACUACUCAUACUACACGUCCAACGCCAUCCCGAUGCAAUUGCAGCAGAUUCCAGAACCACAACAAUUAUCUGAUGCAGGAAGAGCGAAUUUAUUCGCAAAAGUCAUCGGCAGCAUACAAAAGAAGGACCCCGCGACACUGAUGGUCGAGAAAAGAAACAUCAUUCUCGUUCUCGACGCUUUUUCGAGAGAACAAAUUUUGGGAAUUGUUCAGGUUAUCUCGCUAUCGUCAUUUGAAGAUGCAUUGGAAGUUGGUGGAGCCUAUUUAGAACUGGUUACCACUACAAACAAGGCCGAUAAGUUCCUUGAUGUCGGAUAUUUCCUACUUUAUCCGACAGUUUACGACGAUCCGACCCAGAAAUUCAUUCCUUACACUGAGAAAAGUGUAGACGAGAAGACUCGCUUGAAGCCAAUCUUCGACAACACUUCUAAAAUCAAACAAGAAUUGGCAGAUUUGCAGGCAAUCAUUGCAACGGCCGCAAACGAUGCCAAAAUAUCGAAUGAUAUGUAUAAGACAUUACAAAGAUACGACAGCUUCGUUUCUUUGUUCUUAUGCAGAACAUAUCUUUCAUUGAUGCUUUCCAUGCAACAAUGGUCAUUCUGUAUCAUCAGGGCAGCUUCUAUCGCCAAGGAACUCGCAGCGUUUCCAAUCAAAAAGGUCCUUUUCGACUGGAUUGAGGCAGAAGUAACUCCAAGAUUUUUCCCAACGGUUGCAAGAAAAAUUGCCGAUGAAAAAAUCACUGAUGUUCAGUAUGCAGUUACAAUUGCUGAGAUUAUAGUAAUUGGUAUUGGAGCUGAUGAAAUAACACCAACUUUCGAAGAAAAUAUUACUAAAUUGAUCGGAAUUGUGAAGAAUUCCCUUGAAAAAGUUAUAAAUGGUCACGAAUGCGUUAAAAUAUUCGGAAAGAACUCUUUCGAAAUCGCUUCGAUGAUUCAGAAGAGAAUUGACGAGUUAAAGCACUUCUCUUCAACAAAGACAUUCCAGAGAUGCAGAAGCGCCCAAUCAUUGGCAACUUUAAUUGCCAACGCAGCAAAUAAGGCUUGA
Molecule: messenger RNA, 2571 nt
Organism: Trichomonas vaginalis G3
Lineage: Eukaryota; Parabasalia; Trichomonadida; Trichomonadidae
Product: chromatin organization
Exons: 1
Coding region: 1-2571 (856 amino acids)
Biological process (GO): protein import into peroxisome matrix
Cellular component (GO): peroxisomal matrix; cytosol
Molecular function (GO): protein binding
Source: RefSeq, a predicted model, not a curated record